UCGGCGAGGCCGCCUGUGGAAUAAGACGCCAAAGUCAUCCCGGCGCGCGCACGCGGCACGAGUGCGUUUUAAUAGAGACACCGCGAGGCGUCGUCUGCCGAACUCGGGCUUUCUUCGGGGGGGGGGGGAGAGUUUUAUUUCGGGAGCGUGCGUGUAGAUCGGAGUGUGACAGCCAGAAAUCACACCCCCACUGGACUUUUUAUUUAUUUAAAAGUCACCAUGGCAGAGACGUCGACCGCUCCGGCCAAAGCCAAAAAGGCAGCCAAGCCCAAGAAGGCCGCCUCCCACCCCAAAUACUCGGAGAUGAUCAGAGCGGCCAUCGCGCACGACGCCAGCCGGAGCGGCGCGUCCCGCCAGUCCAUCCAGAAGUACGUGAGGAAGAACUACAAAGUGGGCGAGAACGCCGACGUGCAGAUCAAACUGGCCCUGAGGAGGCUGGUGGCGGCCGGGAGCCUGCGCCACACCAGAGGCAUCGGCGCGUCCGGCUCCUUCAGGUGGGCCAAACCGGAGGACGACAAGAAGCCCGCCAAGCCGGCGGCGGCGGCGGCGGCGGUACCCGCCAAGGCGAAGAAGGCGGCGAAGCCCUCCAAACCCAAAAAGGCGGCCAAGCCCAAGAAAGUGGCCAAGACGCCGGAGAAGCCCAAGAAGGCCGCCGCGAAGAAAGUGAAGAAGGUCGCGAGGAAGGCGACCCCGGCGAAAGCCAAGAAGGCGCCGGCGAAGACGCCGGCGAAGACGCCGGCGAAGAAGGCGAGCAAGGCGGUGAAGUCCAAGGCGAAACCGGCGAGGAGAGUCGCCAAGCCCAAGGGAAAGGCGCCCAAAAAGGGAGCCAAACCGGCCAAGAAGAAGUAAAAAAAAAAAAAAAAAAAGGACAAUAUCAGAGAGUCGCUGUAAAUACUUAUGGAAAUGUUUUCGUAUAUGUAUUAUUUUUGUAAUGGAAACUUACGCUGUUUAUUAGUAGUUUCUCCCCCGCGUUGCACUAUUGCUUGUAGAUGCUGUAGAAAUCAUUGCGAGCGUUAAUAAUGCUGUUAAUAUAUAUUUAACCCGUGAAUGCAUACUGGCUAAACAGGGGUGUUUAAAAGCAGGAGGAGGAAGAACGUACAUCCAAGAGCCAUUGUCAGCGCGCGGGGCCGCGCGGGGCCACGCCGGAGCGGACAUGGUCCUCCUGAAGGCUCCAUUCAGAAUAUUACACACAAACAUCCCACUGCGUUCAGACACUUUACUGCAAUUCAAUAAACCUUUGUCAGCUUCUA
This is a messenger RNA of Gasterosteus aculeatus aculeatus (three-spined stickleback), 1250 nucleotides long. RefSeq names its product H1.0 linker histone (gene h1-0). Gene Ontology annotation, biological process: negative regulation of DNA recombination; nucleosome assembly; chromosome condensation. The record is from RefSeq and is a predicted model, not a curated record. Gene Ontology annotation, molecular function: double-stranded DNA binding; nucleosomal DNA binding; structural constituent of chromatin. Gene Ontology annotation, cellular component: nucleosome; nucleus. Lineage: Eukaryota; Metazoa; Chordata; Actinopteri; Perciformes; Gasterosteidae.